GUCUAAACAAAAGUUAAAAAUUGUUUUCAUGCUACUAGCAUAUUAGAUGUUAUAAUUAUUUACUGUUUAGUUUUUUAAGUCCUAUCUAUCGAAGUCAUACUCGUACAUAACAUAUGUUAUUUUAAUUAUUUUAUAUUCUAGUGAUCUUGUGCUUUCACAUUCACAGAUCUUGUUUAAACUCUAGGAUUACGGAACUACAAUCGUCGGUUACCUUAUUAUUAUUGAUAAAUUAUGUGAAAUGUGUAGUUUAGAAAAUGCCUGUGAUAUUAUUAAUCUAUCAUCAGACGAGGCUGGCGAAGUCGAAAUUGUCGAUUGGCGCUCACCUUUAAGUUUAAAUAAAGAUGAAAAUAGCAACUUCGAAUUUAUAGAUGAUGCCUAUUUAAAAAAUUUAAUAGAAAUAUGUCUUAAAGCAGAAAACUCUAGAGGUAUGCUUAGAGUUAUAAACAGAUCACUUUUGCCUUUAUACCAAGAAGCAAAGCCAGAUUAUUUAAAUAGCUCACAAUUUCAAGAAAUGCUCCAAAGAAGUAGUGUUCUUAUAGAGAAGAACCCUAAAUUUAAAUAUUCCUACAUAAAAUCAGUAUGUGAAAACUUAAGGAAGAACAAAAAGAAAAAACGAGUAAGUUUCACUACCCUGGAGUCAAACAUAAAAAGAAACAGAGUAAAUAACAACCAUAACAUGGAAAAUGGAAAUAUACAUGUUAUCGAAGAGGAUAGUAUUGGAGAAUGUGGAGAUAAAAAUGAUGUAAUACUUCUGGAUGAGACAGUAAAUGAGGAAAAAGAAAAUAAAUCCAAUAGUUCAGCACUACAGCUUGAGCAUCAAGCAACAUCAUUACACUCAAAUUUAAUAGCUCUGAAUACAGAGGACACUGUAAAUGAUACAAAAGAAAGUGGUGUCUUAAAUUUGUCACAUAACUUCAUGUGUGAUAAAGCUACAACAUCCUGGGAACCGUUAAAUAAUAGUCAAGCGAAUUUAUUGAUAGCUCAUAGAAUUGAGUUACCUACUGAUGAUGAGCAAGUAAAAAUUAAAUUCUUGGAAUUUGAAAUUACAAGGUUAGAAAAAUUAAUCAAACAGUUGGAAGAGACAGAGGUUAUUGAAGAUAACGAUCAUUCACCAUAUGUUUUAUGCGAGCUAUAUAAGGAAAAGGUUGUGGACCUGUACAAACAACUUUGCCAUUUGACUCAGUCACCUAUAGUGAAAAAGCAUGAAGUCCGACUAAGAGUCUUGGAAGGGCGUGCGGAAGCACCAGUUAAGAUUCUAGAAAGAUUUCUUAACAAUACCUUGCAAAGUAAUGGAUAUCCCUUAUUCCCUGACUUUAAUGAUGUUAAAAUAUGUGUUGUUUUAGCAAAUGACAUUCAUAAACUAGGAUGGGAUGCUACAAAAGUUAUGAAAGAAGCCAGAGCACUAUUUACGCAAUGCGGUCGGGCCCUGCAAAAGUUGCGUCAGAGACGUGAAUGGAGAGAUUUGCUCGCUAAUGUGAAGAAGGAACAUGAGGAUGAUCCAGCCCUGCAUGAUCCAGAGUUAAUGGCUAAGCUGGAUGCAAACAAGCAGUGGGCCUUAAAGAGGGAAAUGGACAUUAUCGAGAAAUACGCUCAAAUGGAGAUUGUAGCAUUAAAAAAACGAAAAAAACAUACUGAGAACACGGUAAAUAACAAUGAUGCGUCAAGUGAUAGCGAUGCAGAUUCCGUUAUUUUAUGUGAAGAAGACAUGCUACGGAAUGAAGAAUUUUUCAAAAAACUAAGAGAUGAAGUGAAAAUAGAAAAGACAGAUAACAUAGAUGAUACACACAAUAAUGAACCAGUUGAUGUCAAAGAAUGUGUAGUUAAAAUGGAACCAUUAUCUAAACAACUGGAAGAUUUGGGUGAUAAUUUUACAAUUACCAUUGAAAUCGACAAUCCAUUUCUUGUUGUUGAAGUGUCUUCGGAUAGUGAUGAUGACGUUGAACUUCUAUAAUUAUUUUUACUUAAACCUUUUUAGGAUUCCUCAGUGCGCCUUUUGUAUUUACGAAACAUCAUUACAUUGUUUUGCUUAAAUUAGUUGUCAUUAUGUCCAUAGUUUUAGUUUUGUUUCAAAUGUAAAUAAAUAUAAAUGGUUAGUUAAAUUUCUACAGUGUAAGUAGUAUGAUAAAUUAUUCACUGGAAAUUACUCAUAAAUAUUAAAACAUUCAAAAGCCAAAAAUAUAUAUAAACACUGCAAUAAAAUUAGCAAAAAU
Molecule: messenger RNA, 2210 nt
Organism: Pieris rapae (cabbage white)
Lineage: Eukaryota; Metazoa; Arthropoda; Insecta; Lepidoptera; Pieridae
Exons: 6
Coding region: 239-1951 (570 amino acids)
Molecular function (GO): histone binding
Source: RefSeq, a predicted model, not a curated record